Gastrolobium bilobum is the source of this 1156-nucleotide messenger RNA. RefSeq names its product protein LIGHT-DEPENDENT SHORT HYPOCOTYLS 7-like. Lineage: Eukaryota; Viridiplantae; Streptophyta; Magnoliopsida; Fabales; Fabaceae. The record is from RefSeq and is a predicted model, not a curated record. Gene Ontology annotation, cellular component: nucleus. The coding region runs from base 171 to 704 and encodes 177 amino acids. The transcript is spliced from 2 exons. Gene Ontology annotation, biological process: mRNA transcription; response to light stimulus.
GGCCAAAGCACUUUCAUUGGUCCUAUGCCAUGUCUCCUCACUAGCCCUUUGAUUCAAUCUCCCAAUUUCUCAAACAUUUUCAUCCAAGCAAAAAGCACAAAAAAAAAAAAAAACUUCCCUUUCUUGCUUCAGAAAAAGAAGUCCUAAAUGAAUCAUUGUCAGUAACAGAUAUGUCUAGCAAAGGAAAAGAUAUUGCAGAAGGAUCAUCAAGAUCUUCUGUUGUUUCUGCUGAUCAUGAUCAGAAUCAAAAGCAGCCUCUGAGCAGAUAUGAAUCUCAAAAGAGGAGGGAUUGGAACACUUUUGGACAGUAUUUGAGGAAUCAGAGGCCUCCUGUGUCACUUUCACAGUGCAAUUCAAACCAAGUGCUUGAUUUCCUUAGGUACUUGGAUCAGUUUGGGAAAACAAAAGUUCAUUUACAAGGGUGUUUGUUUUUUGGUCAAGCUGAGCCACUUGGUCCUUGCACUUGCCCUCUAAGACAAGCUUGGGGUAGCCUUGAUGCACUCAUAGGAAGGCUAAGAGCUGCAUAUGAAGAAAAUGGAGGGUUGCCUGAGACCAAUCCAUUCGCUACCGGCGCCAUAAGAGUUUAUCUACGCGAAUUGAGGGACUCUCAAGCUAAGGCAAGAGGGAUCCCUUACAAGAAGAAAAAGAAGAAGAGAAAUCUUGUGAAAGCCAAUGGAGACACAUCAAACUUACCUAUGCAGUAAAAUUAUUAAGUUCCUUUCUGGCUUCUUCAGAUCAAUAGUGGUUCCUAAAUAAUUUUGAAGUCCUGAAUCUGUUACACAAGGCCUUGUAUAACUUCAGCUGAAGUCCUGGAAUUGAAGUUAUAAUUAACUCUAGCAAUGUCAAUAUCCUAUUGGGUCAACAUAAACCGUACGUUCCCUGGUCUCUGUCAAGGAGUGUAUUUUGUUAUUUGAAUGAGAACAUAGACUUAAUUUGACGAAGAAAUUAAGUUAAUAUUGGGUAAGUCCUUCUACUGCAUUUACCCUUGUGAAGUUUCAUCAAUACAUGCAGUACCGAAUAUAGUGGUGAAAAUAACUGAAUUUUCUUCCGAGUAGUGUGUAUGAUGCAUGGUAUCCUUUAGCUUUUGCUGAUUGCUGAUGGCUGAUGGUAUUCUAGGGGUAUUAUUAUAUAUGCUUUUUGUUAUGUAGAAUUACAU